Messenger RNA from Fusarium sp. VM40, 1683 nucleotides. Lineage: Eukaryota; Fungi; Ascomycota; Sordariomycetes; Hypocreales; Nectriaceae. The record is from the annotation of a GenBank genome assembly.
AUGCCCCCCGCCACAAAUUUUAUAUCCGAUAUCUUUGGUAAUAACCUCUUCGAAUUUGACUUACUUGACCUUACUACAAAUCAUCGUCUCUACAUUAUGCAUGCAUACCUAGCUAUUUCCAUCGUCAUCGGGCUACUUGGUUCACCUACAAGGGCAGCGUUGUAUGAAAGCGUCAUACACACCCCCAACGGGCCUGUUCAAGGUUAUCCAGCCUUCAACAGUAGUGCCGCGAGUCUGAACCUCACCAAUUGGCAGAAAGUAGCCGUCUGGAAAGGUAUUCCCUUUGCCGCUGAUACAUCAGGUGAAAACCGCUUCCGGCCUCCGCAGAGUGUCACUGCUUGGAACACAACUCUGGAUGCCAAGGCCUACGGCUAUUCUUGUCCAUCGUCUGGCACCAGGUAUGCCACAAUCGGUGAAGACUGCUUGAACGUCAACGUAUGGAGCGCAGCAAAUUCAGCAGAUGACAGGCUUCCUGUCGUUAUGUGGAGCUAUCCUGCCGGGGGCUCCAAUGCUGAUCCCCGUUUUGACGGCGGAGGAAUGGCUGACAAGGGUGUCGUAUUUGUCAAUUACAACUAUCGUACUGGCCCAACCGGUUGGCUUGUAUCCCCCGAGUUGACAGAGGAGAAUCUGGUCGCUAGCGGCCUAAACAGCUCAGGAAAUUGGGGUAUGCUGGAUCAGUUCGCUGCUCUGCAGUGGGUACGAAACAACAUCGCGUCUUUUGGCGGUGACCCAGAACAUAUUACCGUGAUGGGUCAAUCGGCUGGUUCCGCUGCGACCUAUCAUAUCCUGAACAGUCCACUGACCAAAGGGCAAAUCGUCGGCGCCAUCAUUCAAAGCGGUCUUCGUGACCCCCAUGAUCCAUCUGCUACCGAGCUGGCUGAAGGUUACCAGACCUACGACGUCGCUGAGAAGUACGGCGUGUCCUUCAUGCAUAGUGUGAACUGCACUACUAUUAGUUGCAUGCGCACCUUACCAAUGAAAACUCUCGACACGUCUGAGUUUGGUGGUACAUCUGGCCCGUCCUUCAAGGGAACUCUCGACUAUUACUGCAUGCCGGAUACGUAUUUGAAUACACUCAAGCUUGGACUAUCUCAUGAUGUUCCAAUUUUGACCGGCAAUACAAAGGACGAAAGUGGGGCCUCCUACGGGUUGAACAUCACACUCGAGGAAUACCUCUCAACCUUGAACAGCACUUAUUCAAGUGAAUUUGUGGACAAGUUCUUCAACGCGUACCCGGCCAACGACUCUGUCACUGCUUCCGCUGCCCAAAAUGCACAAUACACGGAUCGUUCCACAAUCGGCACGCAGUUCUGGGCCAACUAUUGGCUAAGUAACAGAACCAGCCCCGUGUGGACCUAUCUUUGGGACCACGCUCCUCCAGGACAAGAUGCUGGCGCUGCCCACAUGACGGAAAUCCAGUACACGCAAAAUAACCUCUAUAAUGUAUAUUAUGGCGAGUGGGAAGAAGCGGACUAUGAGAUCGCUGAAAACAUGAGCAAUUACUGGGUCAACUUUAUCAAAUACGGCAACCCCAAUGGUGAUGGGUUAGGUCACUGGGACAAUGUCAACACCAACACAACAACAACCCAAGAGCUUGGUGACAGAUGGGGCCCCAGAAUUGUUGCACAUGAGACCCAGAUUUCUCUUUUCAGGUCGUGGUUUGCUUCCUUGGUGGCUAUUUAG